CGUUUUGGCCGCUGUAGAACUGCCGCCGGCGCGGCGCCGCGCUGCACUGGGGGCGGGGAGUCUGAUGGGAGACGAGCGCGGCGCUGAGGAGGCGUCGGCCCGGAGCUCCAAACGAGAAUGGAAGCCACUGGAGGACCGUAGCUGCACAGAUAUACCGUGGCUGCUGCUUUUUAUCCUCUUCUGCAUUGGGAUGGGAUUUAUUUGUGGCUUUUCAGUAGCAACAGGUGCAGCAGCGAGACUAGUGUCAGGAUACGACAGCUAUGGAAAUAUCUGUGGGCAGAUAAAUGCAAAGUUGGAACCAAUACCAAACAGUGGCAUGGACCACACUCAUCGGAAGUAUGUAUUCUUUUUGGAUCCAUGCAAUCUGGACUUGAUAAAUCGGAAGAUCAAGUCUGUGGCACUGUGUGUAGCAGCAUGUCCAAGACAAGAACUGAAAACCCUGAGUGAUGUUCAGAAGUUUGCAGAGAUGAAUGGUUCAGCACUAUGUAGCUACAACCUAAAGCCUUCUGAAUAUACUACAUCUUCAAAAGCUUCUGUUCUUUGCCCUAAACUACCAGUUCCAGCGAGUGCACCUAUUCCAUUCUUCCAUCGCUGUGCUCCUGUGAACAUUUCCUGCUAUGCCAAGUUUGCAGAGGCCCUGAUCACCUUUGUCAGUGACAAUAGUGUCUUACACAGGCUGAUUAGUGGAGUAAUGACCAGCAAAGAAAUUAUAUUGGGACUUUGCUUGUUAUCACUAGUUCUAUCCAUGAUUUUGAUGGUGAUAAUCAGGUAUAUAUCAAGAGUGCUUGUGUGGAUCUUAACCAUUCUGGUCAUACUGGGUUCACUUGGGGGCACAGGUGUACUGUGGUGGCUGUAUGCAAAGCAAAGAAGGUCUCCCAAAGAAACAGUUAUUCCAGAACAGCUUCAGAUAGCUGAAGACAAUCUUCGGGCCCUCCUCAUCUAUGCCAUCUCAGCUACAGUGUUCACAGUUAUCUUGUUCCUGAUAAUGUUGGUUAUGCGCAAACGUGUUGCUCUCACCAUUGCCUUGUUCCAUGUGGCUGGCAAGGUCUUCAUUCACUUGCCUCUGCUAGUCUUCCAACCCUUCUGGACUUUCUUCGCUCUUGUCCUUUUUUGGGCAUACUGGGUCAUGACACUCCUUUUUCUUGGUACUACUGGCAGCGCUGUUCAGAAUGACCAAGGCUUUGUGGAGUUCAGAGUUUCUGGGCCUCUGCAGUACAUGGGGUGGUACCAUGUGGUGGGCCUGAUUUGGAUCAGUGAAUUUAUUCUGGCAUGUCAGCAGAUGACAGUGGCUGGAGCCGUGGUAACAUACUAUUUUACUAGGGAUAAAAGGAAUUUGCCAUUUACACCUAUUUUGGCAUCGGUGAAUCGCCUUAUUCGUUAUCACCUCGGUACUGUGGCAAAAGGGUCUUUCAUUAUUACUUUAGUCAAAAUUCCACGAAUGAUCCUUAUGUACAUUCACAGUCAGCUCAAAGGAAAGGAAAAUGCUUGUGCUCGAUGUGUGCUGAAAUCUUGCAUUUGUUGCCUUUGGUGUCUUGAAAAGUGCCUAAAUUAUUUAAAUCAGAAUGCAUACACAGCCACAGCUAUCAAUAGCACCAACUUCUGCACCUCAGCGAAGGAUGCCUUUGUCAUUCUCGUGGAGAAUGCUUUGCGAGUGGCUGCCAUCAACACAGUGGGGGAUUUCAUGUUGUUCUUAGGCAAGGUGCUGAUAGUCUGCAGCACAGGUUUGGCUGGGAUUAUGCUGCUCAACUACCAGCAAGAUUACACAGUAUGGGUGCUGCCUCUGAUCAUUGUCUGCCUCUUUGCUUUCCUGGUUGCUCAUUGCUUCCUGUCCAUUUACGAAAUGGUUGUGGAUGUAUUAUUCUUGUGUUUUGCCAUUGAUACAAAAUACAAUGAUGGGAGCCCUGGCAGAGAAUUCUAUAUGGAUAAAGUGCUGAUGGAGUUUGUGGAAAACAGUAGGAAAGCAAUGAAAGAAGCUGGUAAGGGAGGCGUUGCUGAUGCCAGAGAGCUCAAACCGAUGGCUUCGGGAGCAAGUUCUGCUUGAACCUAGCCGACGGUUAUGGAACCCAUUGACAUUCCAAAACAAUAUAUACACAUAACUAUGUAUUUGUGUGUGUGGGUGUGUGUAUAUAUGUAUAUGUAUGUGUGUAUAUAUAUAUGUAUAUGUAUAUAUACACACACACACAUAAUCAGCCAAAAUCAGAGAAAAGGAACAGGGAUUUAAUACCUUUUUUAUGCUUAUUUUUGUCAAACAUGUACUCCUUUCAUACGGGUGGCUUUUACAAGGCAAUUGCCGUCAUUUAAUGUUUUCAAUUGUAAACUGUCUUAAUGGAAAUGUUAAAAUUCAUAUCUGAUUAACAUUUUUGAUAACUUAGAGGAGAUUUUAACUUUAGUUAUUUAAAUUAGGUAAAAUAAUUGUACUGAAUCCUGUCUAAGGUUUAUUCAGGGAUGAUUUCCCUGAUGUGUGCAUAAAAUCAAGGUCUUAUUUUACUGAUGCAUAAGUCCUAGUAGAAUGAGACUAGGCAUAUGCUUUCAGAUAAAUGAGGAAUGACUCCAAUCAGUUUUCCCCAAUUAAAGAAGCCAUGUCAUUUUACUUUUAGAAACAUACAAGUGGCCCAGUAUGGGAAUUUUCAUAAUAGUUCAUGCAUUUGUCAGCCAACAUUAAAAAGUAACCAACUCCUCAGGUAUUUGUAGUUUACCCUAAUGCUUCUAUAAGAGAGUAGGCGAAAAAGAAAAGGGUAGAUAAUCUUUCUUAUGCAAACUUUUUUCUUAUAUUCUGUCUUUCUUUCACUUUUGAUUUUAGUAGCAUCCCCCACACAUUUGUGUGCCUGGUUUGAAAGGAAGCUGGGGCACCCAGCAAGAUUAGCCUUUAAGUUUCUGUGUGUUGGUUUGCAGAUGAAGUAAUGCUGGGAGGAAUAAAGAAAGGAGAAAAACGGGAAUACAAAGCACUGAAAAUUCAGUGUGGGGGUCUCUGCUUCAGAGGAACUUCAGUGGCUUAGGGCUACGUGGCUAUUUUAUUCAAAUGCUUCUCUAAAAUCUGACAACAUACUGGCAGGUGCUCCUCUUCUUGGCUUAAUUCAUUAAGUAUCCAGAAUUCUACAAUGUUUAACUGAAGAAUUGGUUAACAUUUUGAUCUUCAAGUGUUGAACUUUCUUUUUGUUUGGGGAUGGGUUUGGGGGUUUUUUGGGGUAUUUUUGUUUUUUAUUCCUGAAGCUUACCAGAUAUGAAUGGCUAAUAUUCCAUUGUUCUGCUUAUUGUAAUGGUGAAUGCUUUAAGAAAAAAAAAAAAGUGUAAUUUGCUAAGAAUAAUUCAUGAUCUGUUUAUGCGAUAACUCCUUUUUGUUACAAUUUUUUUAAGAAAAGCUAUUUUUGUUAAUGUAAAGUAAAUAUUUCAGAGCAAAUUUUUUAAACUUAUUGCACUAAAUACAGGCUCUGUAAAAAAAAAAAAGCCUCAGCAUUUUAUCAUUCCACAGAAGGAGAAUCUUUUGAAAGAAAGCAUUGCCUCCUACCAGAAUUAGACAAUGAAUUAGACUGGUAUUAUGGAAAUGUAUACUAUUAAUGUCACUAGGGCUUAAUAAGCAGCUGUUCGCUAAUGCGCUUCCUUUCAAAGGGUUGGACCUUUAAAUUGCCUCAAAAGGUAAAUUGUAUUCUUUUUUAAGUAUCCGUGUUCUUUACUCAAGCUAGGCUAAAAUUUGCUAACUGCCUUGGUUUCUUUUCAAAGCUCAU
Messenger RNA from Manis javanica (Malayan pangolin), 3722 nucleotides. RefSeq names its product solute carrier family 44 member 1 (gene SLC44A1). Gene Ontology annotation, cellular component: plasma membrane. Gene Ontology annotation, biological process: choline transport; transmembrane transport. Gene Ontology annotation, molecular function: choline transmembrane transporter activity. Lineage: Eukaryota; Metazoa; Chordata; Mammalia; Pholidota; Manidae. The record is from RefSeq and is a predicted model, not a curated record.